This is a messenger RNA of Triticum turgidum subsp. durum (durum wheat), 963 nucleotides long. NCBI's taxonomy places the organism in Eukaryota, Viridiplantae, Streptophyta, Magnoliopsida, Poales, Poaceae. The record is from the annotation of a GenBank genome assembly.
AUGGCAAUGGCCGGAUUGUCUACAGCCGGUGUUGGACUUUGGUAUACGAACAAGAAACUCCCCCAGUUAGACAUUGGACUUUGGUACGAUAAGAUUAUGAACAAGAGCCUCCUCCUAUCAGAGAUUGGAUUUUGGUACGAUAAGAUUAUGAAAAGGGUCCUACCUCCGUCAGAGAUUGACUGGGAUGUCGUCCCUGCGGAUUACCGUGUCUCUGAAGUUGAUUGGGUCAAAGCUUGUGUCGUCCCUUCGAAUGACUGGGUCGCUGACGUUGACUGGGUUGAAGCCGGUGUGGUCUCUCCGGUUGUGAGGAAUCAAAGCCAUUGUGGUGAGUGUCUUGGGCAUACUUAUUCUGUGCUGCAAGGCUGUUGUUGGGCGAUGGCUGCUGCAGCCUCAGUUGAAGCUAUGCAUUACCUCAAGACCUCCAAGUCAAUCUCACUAUCUGUUCAAGAGCUCAUCGACUGUGACACAAAGAGCAAAGGGUGUGACGGCGGCCUCAUACAGAAUGCUUUAAGGUAUGUACAAGAAAAUGGGCUCUCAAGUGAACCCCACUACCCAUACAAGGGUGAGAGGAGUAUAUCGGGUUGCAAGCAGAAUAAAGUAGCAGCAACAUCAAGGAUAUCUGGGUUUCGAUUUGUCGGCCCAACCGAGGAUGCUCUAGAGAAAGCGGUAGCUAGGCAGCCUGUGGUUGUCAGUUUGCACUGUUCCGAUGGCCUGAUGAGGUACUACAAAGGAGGCAUCGUGGAUUAUGAACCUGUCAGCGGCAUGACCAACGAGGAACACUAUGUCCUGAUUGUUGGUUAUGGCACCGAUUCCAAUGGCGUCAAAUACUGGCGCUUCAAGAACUCGUGGGGACCAAACUGGGGCGAAGGGGGGUUUGGGAGGAUCCGCAGGCAUGUUAAAGACAAACGAGGAGCGUUGGGUAUUUUCCUGAAACAAGGAGUAUAUCCGGUGCUUAAGGACUGA